This is a messenger RNA of Daphnia pulicaria, 1147 nucleotides long. RefSeq names its product retinol dehydrogenase 11-like. Lineage: Eukaryota; Metazoa; Arthropoda; Branchiopoda; Diplostraca; Daphniidae. The transcript is spliced from 6 exons. The record is from RefSeq and is a predicted model, not a curated record. The coding region runs from base 78 to 1076 and encodes 332 amino acids.
GUUAAAGAUUUCGUCUGUUGUUUUGAAAAUUAAAAUUGUAAGGUCUGUCUUUUAUUCUCUUAGUGAUUAAAAAAACUAUGAGGUGGGCUCUUCUGAAGAAAUUUGCAGCUUGUGUGGGUGCGGCAUUCAUAGUUUACUAUAUUAAAAAACGCUGUGGAGGUCCUUUAUGUCGAUGUGUUUUGAGGCUUGAUGAGAAAGUUGUAAUAAUUACUGGUGGAACUUCUGGUUUAGGACUGGCCAUUGCUGAACAGCUUGCUAAUAGAGGUGCAAGAAUAAUUUUUACUGCAAGAGAUCUGGAUAAGGGUCUUGCAAUCCAAGAAUCUCUUAGAGCAACAACUAAGAAUCCAAAGAUUUUCUGCAAGUAUCUGGAUUUAAACAACUUUGUUUCUAUUCAUAAAUUUGUUUCCCAAGUCAACCAAAUAUGUUCCAAAGUAGAUUUGCUUAUCAACAAUGCAGGAGUAUUUUUCCAUCCUCCUAAAGAAACUGUAGAUAAAUUUGAUGUCACAUUUCAGACCAACUAUUUGGGGCAUUUUCUUUUGACUGAAUUACUGGUUCCAGUAUUAGGCGAUCAAAGCCGCGUAAUAUUUCUGUCAUCGGCUGCACAUUCCUUAACUAAAUCUUUAGACUUGAAGAGUGCAUGUAUUUUCGACGAAGGAGCCAUCGGAACAUCAGCAAGAUUUCAGAGUUACGCUAAAGCAAAGCUAUGCUUAUUGUUGUAUAGUAAGACUUUUGCACAACGUCACAAGGAUAGAGGCAUUCGUGUUUAUAGUGUAGAUCCUGGAUCAGUGGAGACACCGAUUUACCGUCAUUUUCCUUUCUUGCAAAACCCAAUUUUGAAAGCAAUCCAGAAACCGAUUCGCUUUAUUGUAAUUCGAAGUCCAUUCCAAGGAGCACAGACUGUUCUUCACUGCGCCUUAUCUCCCAAACUGGGCAGUGAAACUGGAUUUUACUACGCGGACCUGGUAACCAAGACGCCUUCAAAUCUAUCACAAGACAUUCAACUUUCUUCCCAGCUGUACGAUUACAGUCGACUUUGGGCAGGUUUGUCUGAUUUUGAAAAGAGUAAGUCUGUCUAGCUUCGACUGUCCUACAUCGCCGCAAAAUGACGUUCGAAUGGAUCGAAAUGAAAAAAGAUUUGGCGAAGAAA